CCGUCCACCAACGAUACCGGUAGUCCGGACCUUGCGGCUGAGUUGGGGUCGUUCUGGAAUCACUCUCGAGCUACACCCAGCUCUUUGGUCGGGGGACCGGACUGCCCCGGCUGGAAUAGGAGACGUCCGUAAAUCUACUUUGCUCCUGUACUGACGAUCAAAUAGCUGCAUCACGUGUCGGAAGAGGAGAGUUAAAUGCGACGAGACCCGUCCGUGUUGCAAACGCUGUCUCAAGUAUGGAGCCGAGUGCUUGGGGUAUCCAGCUGGUCGACAGCGAGCUCCCUCAGCAGCGUAUGGAUCUUUCGCUGCUCAGGCUAGAGCCUUGGUACCGAAGGAUGAAUGUAAAAGUCCUCCUGUUUCUCAAAUCUUGAUCCAACCGGGUCCUGCCCUUUUCGAGACUGGUCAGGAAUAUCGCUACUUCAAACUUUUCGUGGAUCGCAUCGCGGGCGAGAUAUGUCCAUACUUCAAUUCGGAGGACUGGACUCGGAUGAUCUUACAAGCCUGUACGGCUGAAUCGUCUAUCAGACAUGUAGCUGGUGCUAUCGGUGCACUGGCAAAAUGGUACGAAUACCAACAUGCUGGUCAGUCUAUCGCUGGGCAGAAGAUGCUGGAUUCCGACCAUCCACCUCAUCCAGGCUCAUCGACGAGCACUAAAAGUUCGAAGAAGAGAAGUGCAAGUGAUUUAGUGGCUGAGCAAAUACUACAGGAAUCAUUGGUGCACCAACAGCAGGCUUUUGUGCUCUAUGACAAAGCCCUGAAGAAAAUGCGAGGAGACAUCGCUACCGGGAAGCAGAGUAAAAGGAUUACGUUGAUUAUCUGUAUUAUUAUCACAUGUUUGGAAGCAAUUUCCGGGAGGCACGAAGUCGCUGCUGGACAAGUUUAUGGUGGACUGAAACUGAUCCAGGAGUGGAAGGCACAACAGAAGGAAGCCGAAAAGCAUCCUCAAGGAUUCUCAUCACCGGCUCCAGAUGUUGUGGAUGACUUUCUGGUUCAAACCUUUGGCAGAAUGGAGAUUCAGGCCAUGUCUGUAUUCGACCCACGGCCCGUCGAAAUCCACGAGGCGUUGAAGAGUGAAGGCAGGGAGGUUGUGCAGCGGAUGCCACCCGUAUUCAGUUCUAUUUCGCAGGCUAGGAUCUACCUUGACCUGAUUAACCGACGGCUCAUGCAUUUCAACAUGUCGAUACGCGACAGAAGGGCAGGUCCACCAUCACCUGAAUCUCACCCUGUUAGUAACGGACCAUCUAUGGUGAAGCCCGAGUUAUGGAAAGCAACAGACGGAUCGUCGCCAAAACCCAUACCUUGGAUCGACGACAAGAACCCAGAAUGCUCGCCAGCGUAUAACCCAUCGCUAUUGGACGAGCAAACGUCACUUAACAACGAGCUGGCAGCCUGGACAGCGACUUUCAAACCACUCCUAACCUUUUCUCUUGCCAUGGGUAGACAAGAAGCUAUCUCUGCCUUGACACUAACAAUCUCAACCAUCGCAUCCCAAAUUUCCCUCCGCGCAGCCUUCUUCACCAAUGAACUCUCAUUUGACGUCUUCCUCCCAGAAUUCCAGCACAUCGUCUCCCAAGCCAAGGUUCUCCUCGAAACGCAACGUGCUACCGACCUAGCCACGUAUUCCCGACCAACAUCACCAACUCACCCCGGCACCAACCCAAAUGCCCCCAAAGGCGGCCCAAUGAUGCGCUUCGCCUUCGACAUCGGCGUCAUUCCACCCCUCUACCUCGUUAUGAUCAAAUGUCGCGACAGGCGCCUCCGCCGCCAAGCCCUCCAUCUUCUUAAAGAGUAUCCGAGACGAGAAGGCGUCUGGGAUACCGUUGCUGUCGUGCAUCUUGGAAGAUGGGUCAUCGGCCUUGAAGAGGAGAGUGCCAGACAGAUGAGUAUGUCACUGAGUCCGAGGACGGCGAGUGCUGAGAGUCCGGCUUGUAGUUCGGGGUCGGGGACUGAGACCCUGAGAGGAAAUAGUGCUGGACUUAGAGCCGGUGAAGCACAGGGGAGUGUAGGGUCGGAUAAUAGGUCUGAAUCUGGGUCCGCAUCAGCGUCCCAUUAUCGGAAUGGAUGGCUUAGUACGAAUGGUAAUGGAAAUGUGAACGGACACGGGACCAGUAAUGGGAUUAUAGAAAAGAAGAGAGAGGAAGGAGGCCUUGAUAUCGAGUUUCCGGAGGAGAUUCGAGUCCGCAAGACGUGGAUGCGUUUUGAUCUCUCGCUGAGGACAGCUUGGAUGAAUUGUUUACAGAUGGACCAUGUUACGAAGGAAUUUGUGCCUAGGACUGAGAUUGUGAAGUGGUAACGGUAUCAGUUUCAGUGUCUCCGUAAGAGCUACUGGCGGCGGGAAUGGAGGUGGGUGUUACAGAUGGAUUGAAUGGAACUCGAAACGCAGUUCGGAUGAGUUGAUGACACUGGGGGUCCAGAAUCAGCUGGGAAGAGUACCGUCCAUGGAAGGGCGAAUAACGUCUAUGCCGUAAGCGAGCAUCAGAGAAGGAGCCCAGAUUUAGAUUUGGCUGUUGAUCUAAGCGGAGUAGGAUGGAAAACCUGGUUUAGGUUCAAGAUUUUGGUGCAUAUUCUUCAUUCUUGCAGUAGAGCUUUGAUCUAUCUAUAUGUUUGCAUGGGAGCAUACAUGGAGCCUUGCAUUGUCUAUUUGUAUAUCCACAUCUCUAAAUUCCAAGUGGCUGAAAGUCACCUAACUUCAUGUCAUGUCAUGCCAUGCUGUUCAGCGAUAGUGUUCAUUAUUGUCCUUUAUUAUCAGAAGGACAUUCAACUAACC
Messenger RNA from Cadophora gregata, 2767 nucleotides. RefSeq lists its product as uncharacterized. Lineage: Eukaryota; Fungi; Ascomycota; Leotiomycetes; Helotiales; Ploettnerulaceae. The transcript has a single exon. Bases 488 to 2293 code for a protein of 601 amino acids. The record is from RefSeq and is a predicted model, not a curated record.